UCACACAGGCAGUAAAUCAUGACUGACAGCGAGGCGGCAGCAGCAGCGAUGGCUCUCAGCCUCACUCAGGAGUAUUUUCACAUCCCUGUGGUGACCCGAACGUACACGACCGCCUGCGUCCUCACCACCGCUGCCGUGCAACUAGAAGUCAUCACCCCGUUUGAGCUCUACUUUAACCCGGAGCUCAUCAUCAGGAGAUACCAGAUAUGGCGUCUGAUAACCAGCUUCCUCUUCUUCGGCUCUCUUGGAUUUGGUUUUAUAUUCAACAUCAUUUUUCUUUAUCGAUACUGUCGCAUGCUGGAGGAGGACUGCUUCCGAGGAAGAACGGCCGACUUUGUUGUUUUGUUCCUGUUUGGAGGAUUCCUCAUAACCCUGCUGGGUCUGUUCGUCGACAUCAUCUUCCUCGGUCAGGCCUUCAUCGCCAUGCUGGUGUACGUCUGGAGUAAACGACACCCGCUGACGCCCAUCAGCUUCUUGGGCCUGCUGAGCUUCCGGGCGCCGCUGCUGCCCUGGGUGCUGACUGGAGGCUCGCUGCUGCUCGGGAACGCUGUCCUGGUCGACCUCCUGGGCAUCGCCGUCGGUCACGUCUAUUAUUACUUAGAGGACGUGUUUCCCAACCGGCCGGGAGGAAGGAAGCUGCUGACCACACCAGAGCUGCUACGGCUGAUGUUUGACGACGACGAACGUAACGAGGAGUGACACAACUGAAGGAAAGCUCAGGAGAAAUCAGCAAAUCUGAAGCUCAGUUCAGGUGGAAGGACUCUUUUACUACUGUGUAGAUGAAAAACUGGUUUUAAAAUGCCUGUGACAUCAAUUUUUUGUAAUACACAUGAACGCAUUUUUUUUUGGAAAGAAGAC
Messenger RNA from Austrofundulus limnaeus, 858 nucleotides. It is a transcript of the gene derl3, whose product is annotated as derlin 3. The transcript is spliced from 7 exons. Lineage: Eukaryota; Metazoa; Chordata; Actinopteri; Cyprinodontiformes; Rivulidae. The coding region runs from base 19 to 699 and encodes 226 amino acids. The record is from RefSeq and is a predicted model, not a curated record.